CUCUCUUUCCAAGCAAAUGCAGCUCCAAAUGUCCGGCCAAGGUGGAUUCCGCUUUCGCUCAAUUAUCGUCCACUCUCUCUGGAUCACCAUCAUUGGCAUAUUCCUCUUCCGGCUGGCCACAGCCAACACCCAAGAAGUUAUCUACAUCCAAAUUUUCUCCAUAUCUGGUGUAGUCCUAGCCACUUCUCCUUGGAUCAUUCAGCUUCUUGUUUCAACAGCAAUCAUUUUCUUAUACAGGACCAAAUGUUAUGAUCUUACCUGGCUCCUCAGAUUGCCGUCUGAGGAGGGUUCUUGUUGCCAAGGUUCAAGGGCCGUUGAUGAAGGUUCUAGCACGCAGGUUUGGGUUAUUAAUGGCAAUGCACAAGGAAUAGUUGAUGGGCAUGAAGAGACAAAAGUGAUUAAUGGUUUAGGCAUGCAGCUGCACAUUGAUGGGAGAAGUGGCCCGCGCUUACAGCGAAGCAGAACUGUUUAAUAACAAGCUAUUCUAUUGCCUUUUUCUAGUUUCUGAUGCUUGAUUUUCAUCCUUUACUUUUGUUCUUUUGUCGGGUCUAAAAUUUCCAUCGGUCGUUCCAUCUA
Durio zibethinus is the source of this 576-nucleotide messenger RNA. RefSeq lists its product as uncharacterized. The record is from RefSeq and is a predicted model, not a curated record. NCBI's taxonomy places the organism in Eukaryota, Viridiplantae, Streptophyta, Magnoliopsida, Malvales, Malvaceae.